AUGGAGGGGCCGGGCCAGGGCUAUAGCCUCAGCAGAAGCGGGGCCCCGAAUUGAGACCUCCCCCAAUCCCCCCGCUAGGUCGGGGCGUCAGAAAGUCCCCAGAGAAAGAAGAGUUCCAUGUAGUCAAAGUAAAGCUUUUUCUAGAAAAAAUCUGUAACUCCGCAUUGCAUGAAUUAUAUGCUGCCUACUGACCCCGAAGAAAAGCUGGAACAGAAUUUGCAAGGAAAGAAAAGAAAAAGUUCAGUGUUUGACUUGGAGGACCUGGGCCUGGAAAUGCCUCAGCCUAGUGUGAGUGGAAUGGACCCUCCUUUUGGAGAUGCCUUUCGGAGCCACGUGUUUUCAGAACAGACUUUGAUGAGCACAGAUCUCUUGGCUAACAGUUCUGAUCCAGAUUUCAUGUAUGAAGUGGACAGAGGAAUGGAUUACCAGCAGAGUUCCAGGGACAACCUCCUUUCUGCAGAGGACUGUAAAGAUCUUGAUAACCUGGAGUCUUUUACAGACAUUCUGGAUACUGAAAUGUCUUUCUCCGGAAACUGGGAGCAGUGGGACACUUACUGUGAAGAUUUGACGAAGUAUACAAAAUUAACCAGCUGUGAUAUUUGGGGAACAAAAGAGGUGGACUAUUUGGGUCUUGAUGACUUUUCAAGCCCAUACCAGGAUGAAGAAGUGAUAGGUAAAACUCCAACUCUGGCUCAACUCAACAGUGAGGACUCUCAGCCUGUCUCAGAUCCACUGUGCUACCCAGAAUUGCUGUUCAGUGUAAAACAAACCCAGUUAACUUCUCUGCCAACAAAGAAAAUUGCAACCAGAGCAGCAGCCCCAGUUUGUUCAUCUAAGUCUGCUCAGGCUGAGGCACCUUUAUCAGAGUUUGCCCAAAAAGCAAGCAAGCCCAAUUCAAGCACACAAAUCAUGGUGAAGACCAAUGUGUACAAUAACGAGAAGGUGAACAUUCAUGUUGAAUGUAAAGACUAUGUCAAAAAGGCAAAAGUAAAGAUAAAUCCGGUGCACCAGAGCAGGUCUGCCAUGAACCAGGCCAACACCGAUGCUGCAAAAGAAAACACUUGCUACUGUGGAGCUGUAGCAAAGAAGCAAGAGCGGAAAGGGAAUGACUCCCUUCAGUCUCACAGUGCUCCUGUGUUGCCUUUUAAAGAGACUCAGGCUCUGCUCCUCACUCCACCCCAGGAAACUCCAGGACUAAUUGCUGAAGAGAGCAGCCUCUCUGCCAGCACCUCUGUUUCAGAUCCUUCACAGAAAAAAGAAGAACAUAACUAUUCUCUCUUUGUCACUGAUGGUUUGGGUGAGCAGGCAGGCAAAGCUGAUCCUGAUGAGGAUGAAGAUGACGAGGAAGAGGUAGAGGAUGAGGAUCAUGAUGAAGGCUUUGGAAGUGAGCAUGAACUGUCUGAAAAUGAUGACGAUGAAGAGGAGGAUUAUGAGGAUGACAAAGAUGAUGACAUCAGUGAUACUUUCUCUGAACCAGGAUAUGAAAAUGAUUCCAUAGAGGACUUGAAAGAAAUGACUGCAAUAUCUUGUCGAAAAAGAGGCAAGCGGAGAUACUUCUGGGAAUAUAGCGAGCAACUGACCCCAUCACAGCAAGAGAGAAUGUUGAGGCCUUCGGAAUGGAAUCGAGAUACAUUACCAAGUAACAUGUAUCAGAAGAAUGGCUUACAUCAUGGGAAAUAUGCUGUGAAGAAAUCACGGAGGACUGAUGUAGAAGAUCUGACACCUAACCCUAAAAAGCUACUACAGAUUGGGAAUGAAUUGAGGAAACUCAAUAAAGUGAUCAGUGAUUUGACCCCAGUCAGUGAACUUCCCUUAACAGCUAGACCAAGAUCAAGAAAAGAAAAAAACAAGCUAGCUUCCAGGGCUUGUCGACUGAAAAAGAAAGCCCAGUAUGAAGCCAACAAAGUGAAACUUUGGGGUCUCAACACUGAAUAUGAUAACUUGUUGUUUGUGAUCAACUCUAUCAAACAAGAAAUUGUGAAUAGGGUGCAGAGUCCUAAAGAUGACAGAGUAACCAAUAUGGGUCAGAAGCUUGAUGUACUUAUUAAAGAUACUCUUGGACCACCUGUAUCUGGACAAACAUCAGAAUUUGUGAACCAGGUUUUAGAAAAAACAGCAGAAGGAGAUCCUACAGGAGGUCUUGUAGGACUGCGAAUACCAACGUCAAAAGUUUAGUGGGCAUCACUUUAUCCAUUCACAUUGGUCAGAGCUCUGCCUGUGUCAUGUACUACAUUGUAAAAUUAAUUCUGGUCUGCAUGUGAGUUUAGCGUUAUAUAAAACACAGUUUUAAGAUCCAUCUUUUUUUCCCCAUUUUAUAACAAUGUAGUAAGAUAAGUGAAAGCAUGAUAUAAAAUGCUUAAAAGCAUUUUGGAGCAUAAACCUUGUAGUUCAAAAUCUGCUUCGGGCAUAAAUGUGGUGGCUACAUAUUCAUUUUAAAAUUAAGUUUAUCUAGGACCAGAUUAUAUAACUUAAGUAGGAGCAAAACAUGUUUUUGCAAGUAAACAUCUAGCAAAAUGCCAAACAUUAUGGCAGGUUUAUGCUCUUAAAUAAAAUACAAAUGUAAACUCAAGGUUUUUUUCCCCAAGAAUUAUUGCUCUUUUGUUCUAAAUUAAACAGUAAGUUUUCUUUGCAACCAUAACUUGUACAUAGCACACUUGGCAAGAAAGCUAGUGUGCCAUAUAAAAAAAUAUAUAAUUUUCUGAGCUUGAUACGGUAUUUAAAUGUCUGUGCAAGUAAGAAAAAAAUGUAUACUCUUUGUGCCUUGUAUUGGGGGAGGGAGGGUGGGGAGAAGUGUAACUAUAAAAUGGUAAAGACUUUGUAUGAUGAGAAACCCUUGUGGGGGAGAAGAUGUAUAGAUGGUCUCAUGGAUUUUAAUGUAUUUGUUCCAGCUCUUAUAAAUUUUUUGAAUGUAUAUAGGAAUAUGUUGAAAAUGUAGAUAUGCCACAGAGUCUAUGUAUUGUAUAAAAGAUGGCUCUAGAAAACUCAUUUUCGGUACUUGACCGGAAGAAAACAAAUACUUGCACAUUAAUGCGAUUGUUUAUUUUUGUACCAAAGACAAAUGCAACUGAUAUGGCAAACUGCCAGUUUAAGUAAAGUUUUGCACAGCUUACAUGAUACUGUACUGAAUGUAUAAAAAGAAAAAAAAACUUAAAAGGUCAGGGUUAGGGAUCUUACUGAACUGUGAAUUUCUUUCUUUCUCUUUGGGUCCAAUUAUCUACAGAAGGAGCAUUCAUACAUAACAAUUAUUUUGCUGUUCCUCUAGUUCGCUUCAUGGUAGAUAAGUUGGCCAUCUAGAAGUCUGUAAAUCCUUUUUUUUCCUGCACUUAUAGUAGAAGUUUUAAUAUAUUUGGAUUUUAGUAAGCUAUUGGUAAAAUAGAUUUCAACUUUGGGAAUUUAAAAUCUAGCUUGUAGUAUACUUCCACCAAACAACCAAAAUAAAAUUAUUUUUAUUGUAAUGUGUAUAUAUGUAAAGAAAAAAGAGCUACAAAUAUCUAAUUCCUUAGUUGCCACUUUUCCAGUUGUUGUAUUAUUGUGCAUGUGAUGUUUCCAAGGAUCAACACAGGCUAAAAAAAAAAAAGAAUUUAUAGAUUUUAUAUUUUUGUACAGAUUUCAACUAGCUUCUUCAAACUUCUAUGUGACUUAUUGUUAACUCGUAGUUUCUAUGAUUGGGGGAAUACAAAUGCGUGUGCAGUUUGGCUCACGAGAGUCUGCUUUUAGUCAGUGUUAAGUACCAAUGAAAAGCUUUAUCUCUUGAUGAGAGAGUUGUUUAUGUGAAGACAGAAUCAUUAUCUGGUUUCAUGAAUGCAUUUCCUCCCCUUUGGUUGAUAUAUAGAUGAGUUCAUAACAUUGUUUACUAAGAAUACCAAAUAAUUCAGAUGUAGCUCCAAGCAAUCCCCACACCCACCCCAUUCUUUGCAUACAUCUUGUAGUGCGAUUCCUUACAUCUUAAAUAGAGGUUUGGAAUCUGCUAUGUUGCUGUAAUCUGUAAGCCAUGCGUUGUUUUUAAGAUUUGAAACUGGGAAGGCUAACAUACCACUACAGAGUUGUUCCACCCCAAAGCCUUCUCUCCCCCUCCAUCACAUUGCUGUUUAUUGCCACCUACCUAUUAAAAAUUAUCAGAAGUAUUUGCAAAACGUCAGAUGAAAUUUGCAUGUCAUGAUGGAGCAAAGAUCUUUCAAAAACGUAAUUGGUAUGUUUGCAAGCCUGAAAUACUGCUGACAUAUCAGAGAAGUGUCUGAUUGAGCUGUAGAACUGUGUCUUCAGAGUAUUUUAUAUACAGCUAUCCUGAUAUAUUGAAAUAGUGUUUAUUUUCAUUGGUAAAUGGUAUUUAAAUACUGUUGAUGCUAAGAUUCUAACACUGGAUCAGCAUGGAAAAGAUAUAUUCUACAACACAAUACAGCCGUUUUGCAAUCAGGACUCGUAUGGCAAGGUAAACUGACAGUAAGAUAUGAUAUCCCCUUUGUAGUAGCUCAGGCUUCUUUGAAAUAAUACUGCUUUUGCAGCUUUCUUGGUGCAUGUCUGAAAACCAGAAUAUGAUUUUGAUCUUGCAUUGAAAAAAGACUUUGAAUCUUUUUAGUGGAUUCCAUACCCUUGCAUUUCAGUGUUUUCUAUGUAUUAAGUUAUAGUCAAAAAGCUUUUAAAUAGUUGAGCUUUUUAAUGGUGACACUUUAUUUUGUAUUCUAUUUAUAUAUGUAUGUAUAUCUUAGAAAAGCACUUUGUUUAAAAAAGAAAAAAAAGAUAUUGCAUUUUAUAUGAUUCCUGCCAUUUGCUGCUAACUCUGGGCUGGGUCAGAAUGCUGCAGCGAUACUUGAUCUAAAUAAAACCUGGCAGUAAAAUGUAGAGUAAAGUUAAGACCUUUGCUGGUUUAACCUUAUUGUAAAGAUGACAUAGGCAAGCUGUGCAGCUUUACAUUUUAACCAGGGGACUCUGUGGCAUUUAAAACAGUCUAGAAAUGGUUGUACUUUUAAUGCCAGUAACAAUCUGCUUCCUCUAGUGUCAUUAAAUAUACGUUUCGUGUAUAAUUAUCACAAAGAUUUUAAAAAAACCAAAUGUUCAUGUUUUGUUUGGGGAAAUUGUGGCAUGCAUUUUUGGAUGAUUAUCUUUAGAGGAGCUCUCUAAAGGUUUUCAGUGUUGAUACAUGGUAUGUGGAUCUUAUUGAAGUCUUUGGUCACUUUCUAAGUGUAGGCAUUGUGAAUAUUCUAAUGUCAUCAAAAAAAAUUAUACACUUUAUUUUUAAAAAAGUUCUAAACUCUCUUUCAUACACUGGAUACUUUAGAGUUUGUUUCCAUAUUAAAGCAUGCUCUUGCUAAAAAAUUGUCAGUCUGAAAUUGAGUGCCACACUUCUAUUUUUGAAUGGAUAUGAUGAACUACUUGCUCUGUACCAUGUAUGGUUCUUGUCCUUUACCCAUUUUCUCCAUUGACAGAUUAUGACGUGGCUUUAUAUUGUGCCUUACUUGUAUAUUAGAACCAAGUUUAUUUUUCAUUCCCCAGGACUCCUUAAACCCUUGAACCCUUUUGGAAGCAAGCUACAAUAAAAGUAUCAUGAAGGAACUUCAAAUAGAUCUGAUUUAAAGUUGUAUUGAUAGUUUGUACUGGCAUAGGGUGACCAAUUUUUCAGUGGUCUUGGAAGAUAGGAUUUUUAAUAGUAAUUCCACUACAUCUCUUUACAAAAGCUUCUCUGCCUUUUCUUGAAUUUAUCAAGCACAUCUUGAUAUUUAACUUUUUGGGGCUCAUUAGUAUUAGUCUCUUGGCUACUUAAGGACUGGCUCUUUCCACUCUGCUCUGACAUCAAUGGAAACUGUUGUAGGAAUUGGGCACAGAUAUACCAAGUCCACUAGUGUGGUCAGUAAUUUAUUUUUCAAUGUAGACUGAAGUGCAGUGGGAAAAAGCAAAAAACUAUUUCUAUAACAGAUUAAAGGUCUCUUGAAUAAUCUUAAAGCAACAGACAUUUCUCAAAUACCGUACUGUCAGUGUGGGUUUCACUUAAGUCUGUACCAUUUUUCUGAUGUUUGCCUUCAUUAAUAAAUCUGCUUGUUUAUUCACAAAUGUCAAUAACUGAUGUAUUGUUUCUCUUAUGUAAGUCUUUUAAAUAUGGCUAGUUUUAAAAUGGUAAUAGCCUCCUUACCUGUUUUUAAUGGGUUUUCUUACAAGUUGCCUUCAGCAGAAAUAGCAUAGCCAGUCUGUUCCUUGACAUAUUUAGCAGUCUUCCUGGAAUUCUGUUGAGGCACAGUUAAAGUACAUAAUACAGUACUUCAGGCUUUCAGACCUGAAUUUCACAUGUCGAAUCAUGAUUUCUUUUUUGAAGAUAAGGCAUUAGCUGCGGAAUCAUCUAGUUUAGUCUGCUACCAGCUGGAAGCCUACAUUUUAUGUAGUGGAAUCCUGCACAGAAGUGCAGUUUCUAAUUUUACUUUUACCUGAGGGAUUGUGCAAAGUACACUUCAAUCAGUUACUAAUCCAAAAGCUGAUUCUUCCCUUUAAAAACAAUUGCAUUUAAGGGCAUUACCACAAUGAGAGAACAACACUUAGGGAUAUUUCCAGUAUAAAUAGAAUGCUUUGUCAACAUCGCAAAAAUGGCACUUUAGCAUAUACUUCCUUCACAGCAUUCUAAACUUAAUUGGAUUUCAUUGAUAUAAGUGUUCUCAGUCUCUUUAAUUUCCCCCAACUGAUUUAGCAUGGUAGAAAGGUGUUUGUACAAUGUGAUGCUCAGCCUCUAAGAUGUUCAUGAACUUCCAGAAGAGCGUAUUGUUUAUGCCUUUUUCUCCCUAAGCCUAAACGUACAUUUUUGGAAGCAAGCCCCAUUUUAUCUGGGAAGGAUGUACUUCUGUGUUAAAUGUAUUUAGGAUUGUAGCCUUAACCACCACCUCCUUUAAAAAAAGAAAGGAAAAAAAGCAGAAAGCUUAAUCCAAAAAUAGACCUGGGUGAAUAAUUGUCUUGCAAGAUCAGGCUAAGGGUUUGUCUAGUCCAUCACUGACUUCAGGGUGGUAUGAUAAGUGAUGGCUAGUCCCUGUUUAUCACAGUGUCUUAAAAUGCCUCUGAACUUGGACGUUCCAGUUAGCUGCACCAGCUAAUAGCCAUUGUUGACCUAUUUUGGCUUUUAAUUUUAAACAAGUCUUUCCUUUUGACAAAGAGUGCUUGCAGUUGAUUGGCUAUACAAUAUAUCUAUUCCUUAAUACUUGAAGAGCAUGGGUUGGAUGCAGCCUAAAGUCAUGCUUAGAGCCACUGAAACUUGACUUAGGUUAGUCACCGUCAAUCUCAUUGAUUUCAGUGGGUCUACUUUAAGUAUGACUAAAUGUGGAUCCAGCUACAUCUAGGUAUGAAAAACUAAGACAAAUUGAGGAAUUAAAAAUGGUUUGGGAUUUAAGAAUAAUGGCAACUAAUCAUUCCACAAUAGUCUUCUAUGGACUGGAGAAUAAUGUAAUAUGCAUCCAUUGUUACUGCAGUAGAUUCCAGAAAUUGAGAAUGAAAUCCCACGUUAUGGAAGCGGAAGACAGUGAAAUAGGAGUUUCUCCCCAUCCCCGCAGCUCUACAGGUUGCCUGAGAAAUCUGUUCUGGAGCAUUUCCUAGCCCUCUGGAGUAGAUUUUGAGGUCACCUGGGGGGAAAGAGGAAAUGCCCUCCUCCUGGUUCCUCUGAUGAAAGUAGUUCUGGCAACAGAAUGACAGCAUUGGAUCCAACUCUGGGUUUUUACCCUCUGAAACAGACUGAAAACCUUUGCAUCCACAAUUCUUAUGAAGAACAAACUAAGGCUGCAGUCCUAAGCAUACGUAGAUGGAAGUAGGUGCCACUGAAUCAAUGGGACAUGCUUCUAAGUGGAUGGCUUUAAGAUUUGGGUGCAAGGCUGAUGGCAUAUGCAAACACAGCAAAGCUUUUGAAAGGCAAAAAAGGUAUAUUAACAACUAUAGUGACCUUCCAAUGCCUGGGAUCAUGUUUGUAAUGCUGUUAAUGUUCUGUAGUCCAUUUCCAACUGGAGCUCAGACAAAUGUAUUGAAGAUCUUGUCUCUGUUUAGAAAAUUUUAUCCUGUUAAAAGCAUGAUCUGUUUGCAACUUUUAUAAUGUUUAAUGUUGUGUAUUUUUUUCCCUUUUUUAAAAAGAGGCACAAUUAAACAUUGGUUUGUUUACUCUGUCACCCUUGAGCCCGAGCACUUCUAUUCAGAUACAAACUCAUCAAUGUAUGCAACAUCCUUUGUAAUUGAAAAUAAAUUGUGAAGAGAAGUUCUGACAUGA
Elgaria multicarinata webbii is the source of this 8221-nucleotide messenger RNA. RefSeq names its product CREB3 regulatory factor (gene CREBRF). The record is from RefSeq and is a predicted model, not a curated record. Gene Ontology annotation, molecular function: DNA-binding transcription factor activity, RNA polymerase II-specific; RNA polymerase II transcription regulatory region sequence-specific DNA binding. Gene Ontology annotation, biological process: response to unfolded protein; regulation of transcription by RNA polymerase II. The transcript has 9 exons. Gene Ontology annotation, cellular component: nucleus. Lineage: Eukaryota; Metazoa; Chordata; Lepidosauria; Squamata; Anguidae. The coding region runs from base 169 to 2175 and encodes 668 amino acids.